Molecule: messenger RNA, 6823 nt
Organism: Microplitis mediator
Lineage: Eukaryota; Metazoa; Arthropoda; Insecta; Hymenoptera; Braconidae
Gene: Eip63E
Product: cyclin-dependent kinase 14
Exons: 9
Coding region: 459-1979 (506 amino acids)
Biological process (GO): protein phosphorylation
Cellular component (GO): nucleus; cytosol; cytoplasm
Molecular function (GO): ATP binding; cyclin binding; cyclin-dependent protein serine/threonine kinase activity
Source: RefSeq, a predicted model, not a curated record
UGUCAAGAACAACAGUACCGUUACGACCACUGAGUAGUACAGAUAUUAUAAAAAGCUAAAAUGAAUGUAUUCAUGGGUGAUCGUUUUUUUUGUGCGUCGUGUCCGGAGUUUGCCUCACCAUGUGAUACGUCAGGUAGCUGAGCUUUUUUACAAGCUGGCGAGUAUUUACAGCUACAAGCUAUUAGAAGUCUUGGAUAUGCUGGAUGAAAUAACUACGCUUCACAGGACUCCGAUUGCCGUGUGUUUUGGAGGACAUCUACAAAACAACGGAAGGGAUACACGACGUCCGCGUGGACCGUCACAUCAAAGCGAAAAUAUCGUUCAGGGAAUACAACGCUCCUGAUUUAUACACAGGGAAUGUAGAGGGUGUGAUAUGGGCGUAACACAAGGAUUACAGACGGACUGACUUGUUCUGGUGUCACCGCCCAUAUGUCAUGUGUCCUAGUGAAUGAGUAAUCAUGUACUGUCAAGACAAGGGAUCAGCAACGUCUAAGGGUAAAGAGGGUGGUACGGUGACAAUGAGAGACAAAAAAAAUGGUGCACUCAGCAGGGUACAGAAAUUGAAAAAACGCCUUAGCCAUAGUUUUGGUAGAUUGUCAAUAUCAAAAGAAGAGGCUGACGAUGUAGCCAAUAGAGGGCCGCUUCCGUACAAUGGAUUUUCGGAAGAAUUUUUGGAUCGUUUGGAGCGAAAUGGUAACGUUUCUGGUGACAAAGACCGUCGUUACGCAAAAUCAAUUACUUCAUCGUCUAUAUCACAUGUCUCAGAAUGGUCAGGGGUUGGUGAUCAUGACAGAGUUCACCGGCAGCUAUCAGUGUCCAGUGAUUCUAAGCUUCUAGAUGAGGAUAUACGAGAAGAAGCACGAGUUAUUUUAAGACCACGUCGACCACCUCGACCAAAGUCUGAAGUUUUUCUCGGUCCUGAUCCAGGACCUCGUCGAACCAAAAGAUUUUCAGCAUUCGGAGGUGACUCGCCUUUUGGUAAAUCUGAGGGAUACAUAAAACUAGAACAGUUGGGUGAGGGUUCAUACGCGACUGUAUUUAAAGGGUACAGCCAUCUCGCAGAGCAGGUUGUCGCGUUAAAGGAAAUAAGACUACAGGAGGAAGAAGGCGCUCCAUUUACUGCCAUUCGGGAGGCGAGUUUAUUAAAAGAGCUUAAGCACAGUAAUAUAGUUACGCUACAUGAUAUCAUUCAUACCCGAGAAACCCUCACCUUUGUAUUCGAGUACGUUCACACUGAUCUCUCUCAGUAUAUGGCCAAGUACGGCAGCGGUGGCUUGGAUCCGCGAAACGUCAGACUCUUUCUCUUCCAGCUUUUACGUGGACUGGCUUAUUGUCACCGCAGAAAAGUGUUACAUCGUGACGUAAAACCUCAGAAUCUUUUAAUUAGUGAAUUAGGAGAAUUAAAACUCGCGGAUUUUGGAUUAGCGAGAGCAAAGUCUGUUCCAUCCCAUACAUAUUCGCACGAAGUGGUGACAUUGUGGUACAGGCCACCGGAUGUACUUUUAGGCUCAACGGAAUAUUCAACUUCAUUAGAUAUGUGGGGCGUGGGAUGUAUAUUUGUCGAGAUGCUCACAGGUGUACCGACAUUUCCGGGUGUGCGAUGUACCUAUGAUCAACUUGAUAAAAUAUUUAAAAUAUUGGGAACGCCGACAGAAGAAACAUGGCCAGGAGUUACGCGACUACCCGGCUAUAAACCUCAUCGACUAGCAUUUUAUCCAAUUCGUAAACUCGGUCUAUCUUUUCCGAAACUUUACGAUGUCGCUCAAGGGGAUAUUAUGGCAUCCUCACUAUUACAACUUAAUCCAGACGAACGAAUAGACGCUGAAGAAGCACUUAGACAUCCGUACUUCACUUCUUUACCUAGAAAAUUAUACGAAUUGCCGGAUGAGGUAUCGAUAUUCUCCGUAGAGGGAAUUUAUCUUCAUACAGAAACCGGAGAUACGUACAUGGACUCACGUCAUACGGCACUCAAAACUUGAGGCCGAGGAUAGAUUACUACAACAAUAUAAUUAUUAACUCUAAUAAGAGAAAAAAAGUGCUAAAAUAAUAAACCAACCGAAUUGAAAUUUAAAAAAAAAUAACAAAUUAUUAAUUUAAUUAAUAUCUCGACAAUUAAUUAUUUACUUUUAAUUAUAUCUGAUCUAAUUAAAUAGCAAUCGAGAUUAUCUUCACUAUUUCUUCUCUUUGAAUUAUUAUUAUUAUUAUAAUUAUUAUUUUCCAUUAAUACAUUAUCAAUUAGUUGAUUAAUAAAAUGUAAUCUAAAUGAGCAAGAGGAAAUAUUACGUUAAGAUUAAUAUGAGAAAAAAAUAUAAAAUUAGUCGGAGUGAAAUGUAUGAUACAUUUGAAUGUUAUAUAUAUAAAUAUAUAUAAUAUACACGUUGUAGAAAGCAAGAGCACGCACAACCCAUCCUCGCACUUCGUCCAAGUACUAGCUAUUAGACUGAAUAAAUCAAAAAAUUUUAAAAAAAUAAAUAAAUAAAAUGUUUUGAAUAAACGACUAAAAAAAAUAUCCAUUACAAUCCCGUGUAAAAGAAAUUCGUUGCAAAAAGAGUCCAGAAAAGUUCGACAUGUGGAACUAGAACGAGACAGAUUAGAACUUCUAGUGGAAAUUUUUUAAUUUUGAUAGUAAAAAGAAAAGUUUAUGUAGGAUUUUAUACGAGCGAAUUUUAAGUAAAAAAAGAAAGUUUUUGAAAUUUAUAUUUCUUGGAAGGUAUCACCCGUGUAAAAAAAAUUUAUUCAAAAAAUGUUGAUAGGGAACUUUAAAAAUUGAGAAGAUUCUGAACUUUAAGUUGGAUAUUUUUUAAACUUUUAAAAAAUUACAGUGAAGAAUUUUCGACUGGUGUAGGAUUUUUCUAAGCGUUUUUUUUUAUUUUUUAGCAACAAUAAUUUGAGUUUUCAAUUUGUUGGGUUUAAAGAUUAAAAAAAAAAGGAAUUAAUUAGGAGUUAUGAAUAUUUAUGACUCACUAGAAUUAUUUAGGUAUGAGGAAAAAAAAAUAAGAUGAUUUGAAAAUUUUUUGACUUUAAUAGAACUUUUUGAGACUGUUAGUUUUUUUUUACUUUUAGAUUCGGGUACUUCAUUUGUACCAAAAAAAAAUCUACCAUUUGAAAAGUCUCCUAAUUAAGAACUUUAUCAUUUUCAAAUUACUGUCAUACUAAAUCUCUACCAUUUAAAAUCUCUACAUUAAAAGAACUAUCUACUUCUAAUACGGUAGUAUUUUGUGUGGUAGAGUUUUAUUAUGAUAGAGAAUUUUUGGUAGACUUUUUAAAUGGUAGAUUUUCUUUUGGUACAAAUGAAGCUAUGCCUCGAUCCAAAAUUGUCCAAAAAAUGAGUUAUUGCCAUGAGUGUGAAUGUGCAGACAUCAGACAAAUUUAAAAUUAUAAAUAAUUAAAAAAAUCAAAUUUAAAAAAAAUGCACUUAUUAAUUUUUAAAUUUUUUGAAUGUGAAUUUUUUAAAAUUUAAUUUUAUUAAUUAUUUACUAUAUUUAUUAUUAAUUUUAAAUUUGUCUGAUGUCUGCUACAUUCACACGUGAUUGCCACUAAUUGUGAACUUCUCAUAAAAUUAUGAACUCAGAAAAUAGUCAAUUCAAUUCAUUUCUUAAAAAACAAAAAAAACCUGUAAUAAAAGUCUACACUACUCAAAAAUUUUCCACACUUCUAAUCAUUUUAAAUUUCCAAAGUUCAACUCAAAGUUCAAAAUUAUCUAAAUUUUACAAGUUUUUUAACCAAAUUUUUUCUACACUCAAAAACGUUCUUUUGACUAAAAAUUCCCUUAUAAAAUUCUAGACAAAUUUUUUUUUACCACAAAAAUUCCAAAAGUUCCUCUAAAAAUUCUCAUUCAUCUAAAAUUUAUUUUCCACAUCUAACUUUUUCAUGAUACUGAAUUUAGCCGACGUCUAAUAAUUUUUGGAUUUUUUUUCAAGAUAAAUUAUGAAAAAAAAAAUAUUUAAAAAUAUUGCACUUGUAGCCUUUUAAAUUUUCUACCUGUGCAUAUUUUUGGUUUUUUUUUUCUUCAAAUUUAAUUGCUCAAAAAAAAAUCCAAAAAUUUUUAAUUGUCUGCUAACUUUAGGAUCGUACUUUUUUCGAAUCUUUUUGUAACGAUUUUUUUUACACAGGAAAUAUCAUGCCACCGUUUAGGGUUCUCACCAAGUUAUUAAUCAAUAACGCCGGUUUGAUAUAGCAAUUAAUGACUUAGAUUAACAAUAUCGGUAAUUAAAAUUUUUAAUAUAAAUAAAUAAAUAAAGUCACGUAAGAUUUGUAGCGCUCGGAACUCUGGUUAAAUUUACAUAAAAUAAUAAUUGUGUUCACACUUUAUUACUUCUCUACUAAAAAUUUUAUUUCCGGUCUUUUUUAAAUAUUUAACACAAACAUAAAACUACCACGUAAAUAUAAAUUACAAUAAUAAUAAAAAAAAAAACAAUAACAAUCAAAUGGUUAAAAACUAGACCAUUAUUUAUUAUGUAAUAAAUAGAAUAAUAAAAUAGAUAAAAUGUAUUCUUUAUAAGUAAGAGAUAAAAAUAAUAAUAAUAAAUGUAUCGACGGUUUAAUCGUUGAGGUAUACAUAUAUAUGUAUAAAUUAAUCAGCGAGUGUUAUUUGAAUUGAUAAUUUUAUAAAUUAAUAGUAGUUUAAUUUUUAUAAAAUUAUAAGUGAUUAAUUAAAUAGGCCAAUGGUGCUCGAUAAAUAUUAUUAUUAUUACGUAAUUAAUUAAAUAAAUGGAUUUAAAUAAAGACAAUUAACAAAUAAAUAUCAUAUUGAUUAAUAUUAUCGGUAAACUAGUAAUAGUUGCCUAGGUGAUAUUAUAAAUAAAUAAAUUAAUUAAUUUAAAAAUAAUAAUAAUAAUAAUUGAAUAUAUAUUUAUUAGUUUUACGUGAGUAGAUAAAUUUAUCAAUGAACCGGCGCUACAAAUCUGGAAAUUUUUAAUAUUUCAGCUAGACGUAAUUAGAUUUAUUAUUUUUAUCAUUAUUAGUAAUUAAUUAUUAAAUCAAUAUCGUAAUUAGUAGAUUUUUAUAUAUAUAUUGGGUGGCUCAAAAAAACUGACAUUUUUUUUUUUAAUCUCAUUUGAAAAUUUGUUGGUUUAAGAAAUUUGAAAAAUUCUCCGAAAAUCAGGUCGAGAAGAAAUUUUAGGGGUCGCUCGAAAAAUUUGAAAUUUUAAAAAUGAUUGAAAUUUGGAUUUUUUUUUUUAAAACAGAAAUAGGGUAAAGGUACCGUUUUUGGGCACUUUAGGGCCAGUUUUGGACACUUGAAAAAUUUAAAUAAAAUAAUUUGUAAAAGAUGCAAUGACAAAAUUAAUUUUUGAAAUUAAUUCAAAGAUACUUUUAACCCGCUAUUAAACUAGAAAUUUCAUUUGAUACUUUUUAAUUAAGAGAGUGAAACAGGUGAUUUUUAAAUGAACCGUUUUCAUAGAUAAAGGCUCAAAUAAUUAAAUAAAAUAUUUCAUUUGAUGCGUAAAGUUAUUAUUUAUCGAAUGAAAUGCUUCCGGUUCGGAAAUUUCAGUUUAUAUCUGAGAACGACUCAUUUGAAAUUUCCAUUUGCUAAUGUAAGUGCAACCAGCACUGUUUCGUUUGUUCACAUGUGUGUGAGAAAGAGAAUAGAUGGCAAACACUCUUUUAAAAUAAAGUAUAAAAUGUCCAAAAAUGGAGCAGUGGCCACAAAUGGUACCUCUACCCUAUUUUGUGUAAAAUCAAUAGCAUGCGGAAAAGUUUUACUCAAAAUUAAAAUUUUUAAACGUCGCUAAAAAAUUUUGAAUUUUAAAUCAUAGGUAACUAAUACUUUGGAUUUUUUUUAUUACACUAAAAAAUCGAGUGAAUUCGGGUUUUAUUUAAAUCCGAAUUUACUCCAUCGCUCGGAGUUACGGAGUCAAUAAAAAAUUACUCCCUAUACGGAGUAAAUAUGGAGUUUGUUUUUUUACCGGAGUGAUUUUGAUUUUAUUUACUCCGAUUCGAAGUUUUAAUAUUAAAAUCAACUCCCUCUGGAGUAAAUUUAACUCCGAGGGGAUUAAAUAAAUAAACAGUCAUCUGCUCCGUAUUUACUCCGUGUUCACUCCUCAAAUUUUUUACAGUCCAAUUAUCAUUUUACUAAAAUAUCUUUUGUAUAACCGAAAAAAUACUAGACCGUCUUAAGCAAUAAAAUUUAAAUAUUAAAAAAAAACUUAAAAAUUGAAUUAAAAAAUAAAAAGUAGAGAAAUAAUUCAUUUUUUAAUUCUCGGAUUAUAUUUUAAUUCAUUAUGAUAUUAAUUAGUGGUUUAAAAAUUGAGCCGCUUUAAUAUUCAAAUUCAAGGGUCACUUGAAAACUUUCAAGACAGCACUCGGACAUUCAAAAUUUUUGAGCGACUUUUAAUUAUUUAAAUUUUCGCUGAAAUUUUUGGCAUUUUUUGAAUUUUCAAAAUUUGCGAGCGACUUUUAAAAAUUUUUUGUCGACCUGAUUUUUGGAGUUUCCAAAAAAUAUUAAACCAACAAAUUUUCAUAAGAGAAAAAAAAAGUCAGGUUUUUUGGGUCACUCUAAUGUAUAUGUAUAUAAAUAUAUAUAAAAUUUUAUAUUAUUUUUCUGCACCUAUUAAAUAUAUUGCGGAAAUAAAUUUUUUUUUGCUCACAUCCACUAUGCAAUUAAAAACUGACUAUUUAAUAAAAUAGUUUUUGAUUUUUUUAUUCUUUAUAAAAAAAAUAUAUAUACUUAUUACGAUAGCGUGUAAAUAGAACACCAUUUAUUAUUAUUAUUUUAUAUUUUUAUUAUUGAUGAUAAUAUUAAAUAGUUUAGCAUCGACUAAUCAAUAUGCAUUUUUAUCAAAUGGAGAAGAAUUCAUUUUAAAAAAAAAAAAAUCAUGUAAUG